CACGGCGCGUGGUUGUAGAGCGAGCUCAAAAGGCGCGUGGUCUGUGCGACGACCAUUCAAUUCGCACUGCCCCUCUUUGAGCACAGUUCUGUUCGGCGCGUGCUGCUGCUCAGUCGGUUGUGUCUACAGGAGCCGCGUUCUCGCUCUGUGCGUCUGUUUACAUGUGUGGUUUGGUUUGCGCGUGAAUCGACCGAAUCAAACACGAAGCAGGCCGGCGCGAGCCAGCAAGAAAGGGCAAGGCAGCCCACAAGCGCUCAGCUAGCAACCGCACGUUAAACUGUGAGAUGGUUUCGUCCGCUCCGGGGCUCCUUCUGCUCCCAAUGCUAAUAUAUCUCCAGCACUGCAUUCAAGUAAACGGUACGAAGACUGAAUGUGAGGCCAGCCAGUUUCAGUGUGGAAACGGGCGCUGCAUCCCGUCUGUCUGGCAGUGUGACGGAGAUGAGGACUGCACCGAUGGCAGUGACGAGAACUCCUGUGUUAGAAAGACUUGUGUGGAGAUGGACUUUGUAUGUCGCAACGGCCAAUGUGUCCCGAAACGAUGGCACUGUGAUGGGGAGCCAGACUGCGAGGAUGGGUCAGACGAGAGCGUAGAAAUCUGCCACAUGAGGACGUGUCGUGUGAACGAGUUUAGCUGCGGAGCGGGCUCCACUCAGUGUAUCCCCAACUUCUGGAAAUGUGAUGGCGAGAAGGACUGUGACAACGGAGAGGACGAGGUCAACUGUGGCAAUAUCACUUGUGCUCCAAAUGAGUUCACGUGCGCCAGCGGCCGUUGCAUCUCCCGCAACUUUGUGUGUAACGGCGAGGACGACUGUGGUGACGGCUCUGAUGAGGUGGAGUGUGCGCCGUCCUCAUGUGGUCCUAGUGAGUUCCCGUGUGGAAACUCAUCGUGCAUCCCGGCCAGCUGGGUGUGUGAUGAUGACGUUGACUGCCAGGAUCAGUCAGAUGAGUCCCCGUCUCGUUGCGGCCAUCAUCCGACACCACCAGCCAAGUGUUCAUCCAGUGAGAUGCAGUGCCGCUCAGGAGAGUGUAUUCACAAGAAGUGGAGGUGUGAUGGAGACCCUGACUGCAAGGACAGCAGCGACGAAGCCAACUGUCCUGUACGCACUUGUGGAUCAGAUCAGUUCAAAUGUGAUGACGGCAACUGUAUCCUGGGCAGCAAGCAGUGUAACGGCCUCAGAGACUGCGCCGAUGGAACGGACGAAGUCGGCUGUAAAAACAUGACCCAGUGUAUCGGACCAGAGAAGUUCAAGUGUCGCAGCGGGGAGUGUAUCGAGAUGAGCAAAGUGUGCAACAAGGCCCGAGACUGUCCUGACUGGAGCGACGAACCCAUCAAGGAAUGCAAUCUGAACGAGUGUCUCCUGAACAAUGGUGGCUGCUCUCACAUCUGCAAAGACAUGGUGAUCAGCUUUGAGUGUGACUGCACACCUGGACUUCAGCUCAUAGACUACAAGACCUGUGGAGAUGUUAAUGAGUGUCUGAAUCCCGGCAUCUGCAGUCAGAUAUGCAUCAACCUGAAGGGUGGAUACAAGUGCGAAUGCCACAACGGCUACCAGAUGGAUCCGACCACCGGAGUCUGCAAAGCAGUCGGUGAGGAGCCCUGCCUGAUUUUCACCAACCGACGUGACAUACGUCGUCUGGGUCUGGAGAGGAAGGAGUACACUCAGAUUGUGGCGCAGCAGAGGAACACGGUGGCUCUGGAUGCAGACUUUAAUCGGCAUAUGAUCUUCUGGGCUGACCUGGGCCAGAAGGCCGUGUAUAGCACUGUGCUGGACAAACAAGAUGUCGGCAUCCACAAGAAAGUGAUCGACAACGUCCAGACUCCUGUUGGAAUCGCCGUGGACUGGAUCUAUAAAAACUUGUACUGGUCUGAUCUCGGCAGCAAAACCAUUUCUGUAGCCAAUUUCAACGGAACCAAGCAGAAAGUUCUGUUUAACAAAGGCCUCAAAGAACCGGCAUCCAUCGCUGUGGAUCCGCUGUCUGGGUUUCUGUACUGGUCCGACUGGGGCGAACCGGCCAAGAUUGAAAAAUCUGGUAUGAACGGAGUGGACAGACAGGUUUUGGUGGCGACAGACAUCCAGUGGCCUAAAGGAAUCACCCUGGAUCUGAUCAAAGGCAGGUUGUACUGGGUUGACUCGAAGCUUCACAUGCUCUGCAGCGUCGACCUGAACGGAGACAACAGGAAGAAAGUACUCCAGUCUUCGGAAUACCUGGCUCAUCCCUUCGCUCUCACUGUGUUUGAGGAUCGCGUCUUCUGGACAGAUGGCGAAAAUAAAGCCAUCUACGGUGCGAACAAGUUCACAGGCUCCGAUGUGGUGACGCUGGCCAGCAACCUGAAUGACCCCCAGGACAUCAUCGUAUACCACGAGCUGAUCCAGAUGUCUGGCACUAACUGGUGUGUAGAGAAAGGUGAAAAUGGAGGCUGUAGCUACAUGUGCCUGCCUGCGCCGCAAAUCAACAAACACUCUCCCAGAUACACCUGUGUGUGUCCAGAGGGACAGGAGCUGGCUGCUGACGGCCAUCGCUGCAAACCUGAAAAUUCUACCAAAGGUCUCUCAAAGGAUGAUUGGAAAGCUCCGGUACAGCCACCACCAGAGGUAAACGUGAGCACGUCGAUCCAGGUGAACUCCACAGCCAGAGGGUCUACUGCUGCCUGGGCCAUACUACCUGUCUUGCUGCUGGUGAUGGCAGUGGGGGGCGGCUACCUGAUGUGGCGAAACUGGCAGCUAAAGAACCAGAAGAGCAUGAACUUUGACAACCCCGUCUACCUGAAGACCACAGAAGAAGACCUUAACAUCGACAUCACCCGGCACGGCGCCAAUGUAGGGCACACCUAUCCUGCGAUUUCGAUUGUGAGCACAGAAGACGAUUUAUCAUGAUCGUUUUGGAGUUUGGGCUUUUUCUUUUUAGGGCAACCCAUCGUGUUGCAAGGCCGCCUUGUUCCCAUGCCGACGGUUGUCCGUAGAAGCAGCCCUUAAAGUCCAACCACAUGCCUUCUGAAGUGAAUUGUGUUAUCUGUGGAGAGGAUGACUUGAGGAAAUGCUAUUUAUUAUGUGAAUACUACAAUGAAUUACAUGUCCAUAACUGUUUUCACUGAAGAGUUCGGGUUCUUUUUGGUUUUGUCUUAUUUUUGCGACAGCUUCUUGUCUUUUCACUACAGUUGAUCACCUUACUUGUGUUCAACCUGAUGUGGAAGACGCAGUACGUUUCUCUGCAACCGGAUCAACUCUGCUGGACAGGAUUUAAAACUGGCUAUGAAGCAUCUGGCGUGAAAGGGGGGGGUCUGGGGUCAAUUAAGAUGUUCAAUGGAAAAUCUAAUCCAAACUUUCUCUUUCUUGCUUCCUCUGAGCCAACAGGCUCAGAUGUAUGAUUAUUUAUGUACGUCAUGAUUUAGGCAGUAAUAUCAUAGUUUUUAUUUUGUGCUCUUUAGAUUUUGUUUUCCAACAGUACCUCAUGGAGAGCAUUCUUACAAGCUUUUCAGCCAGUGUUCAACAUUAUUAUUGAAGCUGCAUAAGGAUCUCCAUGAAAACAUCAUUUGUAAACAUUGUAUAUAUUUACUCGCCAUCCCUCAGACAUGACAGUCAAUCAGGACUCUCUUUAAUGCACUUUGAUCAAAUGUUCCUUGUGUAAAUAAGAUUGUAUACAUUUGACUUGAAAUAAUUUUUUUGCUAUGGUCUGGCAUUGUACCAGGGUUAGAGUUCAGAUGUAUUUAAAUAGAAAGAAAAAGCUGGGGGGGGAAAAACUACUAUUUUGUAUGUUGUGCUGUUGCUGUGAACUUUUUCUAGCCUUGUACAGUAGGGGGAUACUAUUAAAACUUCAAAGCUCUCUGUGAAGAAACUGAUUUGAAAAUAACUUUAAUUAAAACUUGAUAUACAAA
Pseudoliparis swirei is the source of this 3874-nucleotide messenger RNA. RefSeq names its product very low density lipoprotein receptor (gene vldlr). The record is from RefSeq and is a predicted model, not a curated record. The transcript is spliced from 20 exons. Lineage: Eukaryota; Metazoa; Chordata; Actinopteri; Perciformes; Liparidae. The coding region runs from base 285 to 2876 and encodes 863 amino acids. Gene Ontology annotation, molecular function: calcium ion binding; protein binding.